UUCAUUAACUAUACGUCUGUAUUAAAUGAAUUUGUGUUGUUUCAUGAGUUUAAUGUGAAACCUAUAGGAUUAUGAUUUACCCAUAUGACUUCUUACCCAGGUGAAAAAACGUAAGGGCUGGGAUGUUGGCGCCUUGUGCAUCUAACUGUAGACUCAAGAAAGCCUUAUUUAUAAGAAGUUUUAAUUUGACGUUCAGAUAACCUUAUGGAACAACAGACUAGUACUAAUUAAGAUACCUGAAUCAACUCUGAGUGUUCCGUUUUUCAGGUUAGAGACUGUUUCGCAUAUAUCUUAGGACUCACCCUCCUUUUAAGGCUGCCAACUUUUAUUUUUCAAAACUUAACAUCCUCCCCUCCAGGAAGCCUCAAGUGUCAACAUUGAAGUUAUAGUAUCCUUUUUUACUCUCUAAUAACACUUAUUCUGGAGUAUAUUGACCCUACUCUUGUCGUCUUGUUUUGAAGACAAAAUACAAAGCUCUGCUAAUGGUCUUGGGAACCGAUUCAUGCUUUUUAACCUCGAGUGGGACCUUGAUACUGUUUGCUAUCUUUAUCCAUCCCGUGUUGCUUUUCCUGUUUUCCCAUUCUCUAUAGUGAUUACUUUGGAACUUUUCUAUUCUUCUCAAAUACUCAAAACUGUUUCUUUUCCCUUUACUUGGAGCUGCCUAUUUCUCUGGGAAAUGUGAAGCUUAGGGAUAGGAAAUCCUUCAUUAUUUUUUCCCCCUAUCCCUGAACUUGCCUGUGCUUUUCACUCAAUAUUAACUCUUGUCUGAGAGGAAUGUAUUUUUUUCUCUCUCUUCAAGACUAAACUUCUCAACUACUAGUGGUAAUCAGGCCUUGUAUACACAUGUAAUGUCAUUCUCGCCUGACCUCCACAGCCUCUGACCUCUAGGAGAGCUUAAAGGAUUUGUGGAGGAAGAUGGCAGAAACACCCAAGGCAGUGUUGUGUGUGACUUUUUCCAUAUAUGGUUGAGAACCUCCAUCUGGGGUCUAAGCCUGUCCCUGUCUUUGACAUUUAGAACAAUGGUUUGGGUUGAAGAUCUCUGUUCCUUUUUCCUUUCCUCUCCAUCUUAACCCCUGCUCCCAGUAAUAAUAUAGACUCGACUGAUGAUUUUUAAUGUAAUUUCCCUACAUAAAUAUACCAAAUUGUCAUCUGUUAACGGGGUUCCCACAUUACCUGGUUCCUCACAUUGCUGAAUUAGAAACAAAGUUGCAUUUGGAAACUUGAAGCCAGAAAAUAAUGGCUUCCUUUGGAUGGAAGAGGAAAAUUGGCGAGAAGGUCUCAAAGGUGACUUCCCAGCAGUUUGAAGCUGAAGCUGCCGAUGAGAAGGAUGUAGUGGAGAAUGAAGAAGGGAACUGGCUUCAUGGCAUUAAACGAAGGAAGGAAAUGCUUUCUGAGGGCUGUGCUGAGAAGAGUAAGCAGCUGAAGGAUGAAGGAGCCAGUUUGGCUGAAAAUAAAAGAUAUCGAGAGGCAAUUCAAAAAUGGGAUGAAGCACUGCAGUUAACCCCAGAUGAUGCCACCCUGUAUGAGAUGAAAUCACAGGUCCUAAUGUCUCUUCAUGAAAUGUUCCCAGCAGUACAUGCAGCUGAAAUGGCUGUCCAGAGAAAUCCACAUUCAUGGGAGUCUUGGCAAACUUUGGGACGUGCUCAGCUUGGAUUAGGAGAGAUAGUCCUGGCAAUUCGAAGUUUUCAGGUCGCCCUUCACAUCUAUCCAAUGAACCCUGAAAUAUGGAAAGAAGACCUUUCUUGGGCAAGAACGCUCCAGGAGCAGCAGAAGGUUGCACAGAAGAUUAAAAAGUGUGAUGCAUCAGCGGAAGUAACCCAUUUCUCACCAAAGUCAAUUCCUGACUAUGACUUUGAAAGUGAUGAGAUUGUUGCCGUUUGUGCAGCGAUUGCUGAGAAACAGAAGACGGUUCCAGCAAAUAAAACAAUGGUUAUUGUGUCGGCUUCUGGGACUGUGGAGACAGUCACUGAGAAGGAAGACGGGGCUACACCACCAGAUGGCUCUGUUUUUAUCAAAGCCCGAUGAAGUAGCGGGAAUCCUUUGAAUCUUUUUGAUUGCCACUUAAAAUUUUAGGUGUAGGGACAUUAGCUGCGGAGGAA
Molecule: messenger RNA, 2099 nt
Organism: Mustela erminea (ermine)
Lineage: Eukaryota; Metazoa; Chordata; Mammalia; Carnivora; Mustelidae
Gene: TTC33
Product: tetratricopeptide repeat domain 33
Exons: 5
Coding region: 1237-2025 (262 amino acids)
Molecular function (GO): protein binding
Source: RefSeq, a predicted model, not a curated record